CGCCGGCUGCCACUCAGCCUUCUCCUCCCACCUCCUCCCUCCUCUCGGCUGUAAUCUCUCUGAAUUCUCCAGAUUCGGGCUCCAGUUCUGGCCUAGGGUUCGAGAACCCUGGGGCCCGGCCCGUGGUCUCCGCUCCUGAGUCUCCACUCUCCAUUUCCCAGUCCAAAGCCCCUCCCCUCGCCUCGCCUGCCCUCGGGACCAGCGGGACUGACCCGCUCCUCCCCAGCCGCCGCCGCCGCCGCCGCCACCGCCCGAGCCCCAAUGGGGGAGUGAGAGGCCCCAGCUGGCCGGACAUGGGCCUCCCCACCGUGCCUGGCCUGCUGCUGCCACUGGUGCUCCUGGCUGUGUUGGAAAUACACCCCUUAGAGGUUGCUGGACUGGUCCCUCACCUUGGGGACUGGGAGAAGGGAGAGACUGUGUGUCCCCAGGGAAAAUACAACCACUCUCAAAAUAAGUCCAUCUGCUGCACCAAGUGCCACAAAGGAACCUACUUGUACAAUGACUGUCCUGGCCCAGGCCUGGACUCGGACUGCAGGAAGUGUGAAAACGGCACAUUUACUGCCUCGGAGAACCACCUCACCCAGUGCCUCAGCUGCUCCAAAUGCCGGAAGGAGAGGAAUCAGGUGGAGAUUUCUUCUUGCACAGUGGACCAUGACACCGUGUGUGGCUGCAGGAAGAACCAGUACCGGCGUUACUGGGCCAAAACCCAGUUCCAGUGCUCCAACUGCAGCCUUUGCCUCAACGGCACCGUGAUCAUCCCCUGCCAGGAGAGUCAGGACACCGUGUGUGCCUGCCAUGCAGGCUUCUUCCAAAGAGAAAACCAGUGCGUCCCCUGUAGUAAUUGUAAGGAGAACCCAGCGUGCAUGAAGCUGUGCCUGCCCCCGACCGGGACCGUCCAGGGCUCUCAGGACUCGGGCGCCACAGUGCUGCUGCCCCUGGUGAUCUUCUUUGGUCUGUGCCUGCUCUCCCUGCUCUUCACUGUUUUAAUGUGCCACUACCAGCGGCGGUGGAAGCCCAAGUUCUACUCCAUUGUUUGUGGGAAAGCGACACCUGUCAAAGAGGGGGAGCUUGACGGUCUUCCUGCCAAACCCCUCGCCCCUGCCCCAGGAGUCAGCCCGCCUCCAGGCUUCAGCCCCAUCCCCGGCUUCAGCCCCGACCCGGGCAUCUGUACCAACUCCACCUCCACCUUUCCGCGUGAGGACUGGCCCAGCCUCAGGGCUAUGCCGCCCUCCAGAGGGGUGGCCCUGGCCUACCGGGAGGCUGAGCCCGUCCACACCACGGCCCUGGCCUCCACACCCAUCCUCACCCCGCUUCAGAAGUGGGAGGGCUGCAGCGCCCGCGCUGCAGCGGCCCCGCCGCAGCACCCCGACACCGACCCCGUGACGCUGUAUGCCGUGGUGGAUGGCGUGCCCCCAUCUCGCUGGCGGGAGUUCGUGCGGCGCCUGGGGCUCCGCGAGCACGAGAUAGAGCGGCUGGAGCUGCAGAACGGGCGCUGCCUGCGCGAGGCCCAGUACAGCAUGCUGGCGGCCUGGCGGCAGCGCACGCCACGCCACGAAGCCACGCUGGACCUGCUGGGCAGCGUGCUCCGCGACAUGGACCUGCUCGGCUGCCUGGAGGACAUCGAGGCGGUGCUGGGCGGCCCCGCCUCCCAGCCCUCGGAGGCCCGCCUUCCGCGGUGAGGCCACGCCCCUCUGGGCGGCGCCCCCGCCCUAUGAGGCCACGCCCCUCUCCGGGAGACGCCGAUGGACACUGGGUGCCCCGCCCUGUGAGGCCACGCCUCGGCUGCCUGGAGGACGUCGAGGAGGCGCGGCGUGGCCCCGCCUCCCUCCUGUCGCUCCACCUUACCUGAUGGAGCCACGCCCCCGGCUGCCUGGAGGACGUCUGGGAGGCGAGGCGUGGCCCCGCCUUCCCCGUCGCUCCGCCUCACCUGGUGGAGCCACGCCCCCGGCUGCCUGGAGGACGUCGGAAGCGCUGUGUCCCUUCCUCCUCGUCCCCGCCUCGGAGGAGGGGCCUACCCUGGGAGAUGCCCUCUGGGCCUUCUGGAGCGGAUCCUGGGGGCCGGCGUGAACUAGCAGCCACUUGGUGCUACCCGUUCCGUGUGCACACACACACAGCGUUUCAGACUCAACUGCCGGAGCACCGCCCAGCCGUGCCCGCUUGAGCGCUCCCGAGGCUGAGCGUGCCCGGGGCCCGAGUGGGUGGUUGCGGACUAUGGGACGUGGAGGGCCCAGCAGAGCUGCUCCAGCCCCUGGUAGGUCCGCAGACCUCUCUCGCAGCAGAUAAGCAUGUUUAUAUCAGUUGUGUCACACUAAUAGAACCCUGGCGCCCCUCUGCCCCCUGCCCGGACGUGUCCUGGGGCAGGGGCCAAGGGCAGAACAGUGAGCCCUCCAGCCGGAGCGGCAGGCUUUUGUAGAUUCACUAAAACCCAGAAAUUAAAGCUCCACUCCCA
Lepus europaeus (European hare) is the source of this 2449-nucleotide messenger RNA. It is a transcript of the gene TNFRSF1A, whose product is annotated as TNF receptor superfamily member 1A. The transcript has 10 exons. Gene Ontology annotation, cellular component: membrane raft; mitochondrion; signaling receptor complex. Gene Ontology annotation, molecular function: tumor necrosis factor receptor activity; tumor necrosis factor binding. Bases 294 to 1679 code for a protein of 461 amino acids. The record is from RefSeq and is a predicted model, not a curated record. NCBI's taxonomy places the organism in Eukaryota, Metazoa, Chordata, Mammalia, Lagomorpha, Leporidae. Gene Ontology annotation, biological process: prostaglandin metabolic process; tumor necrosis factor-mediated signaling pathway; inflammatory response.